Messenger RNA from Xiphias gladius (swordfish), 3284 nucleotides. It is a transcript of the gene gtpbp1, whose product is annotated as GTP binding protein 1. Bases 325 to 2358 code for a protein of 677 amino acids. Gene Ontology annotation, molecular function: translation elongation factor activity; GTP binding; GTPase activity. The transcript is spliced from 13 exons. Gene Ontology annotation, biological process: translational elongation. The record is from RefSeq and is a predicted model, not a curated record. NCBI's taxonomy places the organism in Eukaryota, Metazoa, Chordata, Actinopteri, Istiophoriformes, Xiphiidae.
GGAGGGUGAAAAGGCGUGUUUAAACGCUUACCCACACCUUCCUCAUCAUUAUGUAUAAGGCGGUGGCAAAUUUUAUUUUUAAAUGGCUUGAAUGCAAACUGACGUCACAUAAAUAAGCGACAUGUUAUUGUUAUGUUAGCUGAUUGAGGCUAUACGGUGUGACUUAGCGUUAGCUAACCUAAAGCGUAGCUAAUGCUGGCUAAUUAACGUUAGCGUGCCGAGCUUGCGGUGUACUGGUUAGUGUGUGUGUGUAUGUUUGGUAGCCAGCCGUCAUCACAAUAAUAGGGGCAGCUUGAGAUCUAGUACUGCAAGGCUGGCAUAGAAAUGGCAUCAAUUGCGGCGGCGCAUGAGCCAGGUAUAAGCCCAGGCUCCAUACCGCUGGCUGAUGCUUUAGUCCCCGCGAGUAUAUUUGCUCCGGACCGGGGAGGAUGCGGGGACGACACAGGCGACGAGUGCUUCGAGGACGGGGACAUGAUCAACGGCGAGCCCGAGGACCGAGGGGUUGACUUUACUAGCAAGGUAAAGCUAGGCCCUGCAUGUAGCAGCGCUGCGAAGCUGGCACUUGUUAGCCCAAAUGGAGAGCAGUAUGACUCGUUACUACGUCAGCUACGGGACAGGAUGGAAGAGGGAUGUGGAGAAACCAUCUAUGUGGUUGGCAUGGGCUCAGAUGGUGGUGACUGGGGUCUGGAUGAGAAAGAUAUGGAGGCCUCAGUGGCCACGGUGCGCUCUUUGUGUGAGCAACUGGACGCUGACCUUAUCCCGCUACGAAAGCGCAACGAGACUGCCGGUUUGGUGCGCGACUAUCUGAUCCGCAGGCGUGUGGGAGAGCUGGACUUCCUGGAGGUCAGGGUUGCAGUGGUGGGUAACGUGGAUGCUGGUAAGAGUACUCUACUGGGAGUGUUAACGCAUGGAGAGCUGGACAAUGGCAGGGGCUUUGCCCGCCAGAAGCUCUUCAGGCACAAGCACGAGAUGGAGAGUGGCAGGACCAGCAGUGUGGGCAACGAUAUCCUGGGAUUUGACCAGGAGGGACAGGUGGUGAAUAAACCAGAUAGUCACGGAGGAAGCCUGGACUGGACCAAAAUCUGUGAGAAGUCCUCCAAGGUCAUUACCUUCAUAGACCUGGCCGGCCAUGAGAAGUACCUCAAGACCACAGUGUUUGGGAUGACCGGACACCUGCCCGACUUCUGCAUGCUCAUGGUUGGCAGUAAUGCAGGUAUUGUAGGGAUGACCAAAGAGCACCUGGGCCUGGCCUUAGCUCUGAAUGUGCCUGUGUUUGUAGUGGUAACCAAGAUAGACAUGUGUCCAGCCAACAUCCUACAAGAGACACUGAAGCUGCUCCAGAGGUUACUGAAGUCCCCCGGCUGUAGGAAGAUCCCCGUGCUGGUACAGAACAAGGACGACGUCAUAGUCACAGCUUCAAACUUCAGUUCAGAGAGGAUGUGUCCCAUCUUUCAGAUAUCCAAUGUGACCGGAGAGAACAUGGAACUGCUCAAGAUGUUUCUCAACCUGCUCUCCUCCAGGACCUCCUACCGAGAUGACCAGCCUGCAGAGUUUCAGAUAGAUGACACCUACUCUGUACCGGGAGUGGGAACAGUAGUAUCAGGAACCACAUUACGUGGACUCAUACGUCUGAAUGAUACCAUGCUACUGGGGCCAGACCCCCUGGGCAGUUUCAUCCCUAUUGCCGUCAAAUCAAUCCACCGCAAGAGAAUGCCCGUGAAGGAGGUUAGAGGUGGCCAGACUGCCUCAUUUGCUCUCAAAAAGAUCAAGCGUUCGACCAUAAGGAAAGGAAUGGUGAUGGUGUCCCCAAGGUUGAACCCACAGGCUACUUGGGAGUUUGAGGCUGAGAUCCUGGUAUUGCAUCAUCCCACCACGAUAUCCCCCAGAUACCAGGCCAUGGUCCACUGUGGCAGCAUAAGGCAGACAGCCACCAUCUUGUCCAUGAACAGAGACUGCUUACGGACAGGGGACAAGGCUUCAGUCCACUUUCGCUUCAUCAAGACCCCUGAGUACCUGCACUGUGACCAGAGGCUGGUGUUCAGAGAGGGACGCACCAAGGCUGUGGGGACCAUCACAAAGCUGUUGCAGUCCACCAACAAUUUGCCAUCAAAUUCCAAACCUCCACAAAUCAAAAUGCAGUCUACAAAAAAAGCACCACUCCGAAAAGAAGACGGCACCACGGCAGCCGGUGAUGAUGUAGCAACGAUAGCACAGUCGGCAGGACCAAACACGCCACAACCACCAAAGUCUGGAGGAGGUGGGAGGAGAAGGGGUGGCCAGAGGCACAAAGGAAAAGGCCAGAACAGCAGCACCAACUCCACGGCGGCUCCCUCCUCAUCAGGGAUAGGAGGCUGCUGAACUGCCCCGUUGUCCCUGGCAAACCUCCCUCUCUGCGAUCACUCCACCAAGUGUCUUCAUUCCACAAACCAUGAAGCGUACCGAUGUUUGGAGAAAGACGCUCUCCUCAGUUUUAUUACUACUUGCCUUUUUACACCAGGUCCUAUUGUUAUUGUUUUUGUUUUUAAAGGGAACGCAAAGGGGUAUGUCCCACACCAAAGGGCAUACUCCCUUUAUGCAUUUUAAUGUCGACUGCCUUUACUAUUUUGAAUGGGUCGGGUAAUGUAAAGCAGUGUGGUUUCUGAGGUUAGCCUCACUCAGGAUGAUGAUUUAUUUAAUGUUAUCCAUAUUUAAUGUGUGUCUACGAAAUCUACAAUUAGUCCUCGGGCUCAUUGUCAGAAACAAAGGUCCAGUACCAAUAUGAGCAGCUAUAAGUGAAACUAUCCCAUGCAUUCCCUGUGUACUUGCAAUGAAAAACAGUCCAUGUACUAUUUAUACUGCAUAUGUAAACCAGCUGUUAGGUGUGCUCUGAUUGGAAAGAUGCCAUUGUACAAAAUGUAUGCAAAUCACAAAUGAAUGUAGCAGAGGGCACAUAGUGAUUUCAAAUUCUAGAUAUAUGGAAAAUAUAAGCUGUUAGAUUUUAUAAUGAUCAGUUAUUUAUUUGGCAUACGUGCAGAACGUUGACUAUUGGAUGGUCUUAGAUCUUUCCGCCUGCUCUCAUCUGCGUUCUUAGAUUCAGUAGUAUCUAUCAUGCUUCCACUGUCAGUCAUCCAUGACCACAACUUAUACCAGUAGUGUUAGUACAAACAGAUACAGCACAUAAUCGUGUCACUCCCAACAGUUGCUCAUGAUUUUAAAGACAUGCAGUACUUGCAGUGCUGUUUGUAACUCCUGUACCCCAUGCGUUAAGGCCUGUUGCUGUUAACAUGUUGUGACAUUUUAAACAC